Molecule: messenger RNA, 855 nt
Organism: Cryphonectria parasitica EP155
Lineage: Eukaryota; Fungi; Ascomycota; Sordariomycetes; Diaporthales; Cryphonectriaceae
Exons: 4
Coding region: 1-855 (284 amino acids)
Source: RefSeq, a predicted model, not a curated record
AUGCCUCAGAUGCCAUCUAUUCUCCCUACAGCCCCGCGCGUGGCCUACUACAGCCCCCGGCAGAUGCCGACCACCAGCGACUACUAUGGGAGUUUGACCACUACCGCAGGCCCCAUGGCCACGUCCUUGGCAACAGCACCUUAUGAGCCCUAUGCCCACCGCGCGUCCUCGGGCGCAUGGAACCCGACCGACGACCAGACCCUCCUGGGAGCCCGUGCCGGCGGCCAGAACUGGGCCCAGAUCCAGCAGAACUACUUCCCGUCUAAGACGCCCAACGCAUGCCGCAAGCGCCACGAGCGCCUGAUGGAGCGUAAGGGGGCCGACGACUGGGACAACAGGAAGUUGGAGAUCAUGGCCAAGGAGUACAUGGCUCUGCGCAAGGAGAUUUGGGCCCCACUGGCCCAGAGGACCGGUGAGAAGUGGAACGUUGUUGAGCAGAAGUGCAUGGCAAAUGGUCUGAAGAACCUUCAGGGCCACGCCCGCGCCGCCGCCCGCCGGGAGCGCAUGGAACAGGGCCUCCCACCAACGGACCACUACAACGACGACAGCGGAAUCAGCAUGGACCUGACGCCCGUCGACGAGUUCGGCCCUGAGGAUCCCUACGGCUCGCCCGACCGCCGAUCCACCUCGGUCGGCUCUCAGUCCUACCCUACACACUCCUAUGGUCUGCACCCUCAGGGAUACCCUUCACACGGCGGCCACAGCUACUCGAGCAGCGUGAGCAGCUCCACGGCAGGGUACGGACAUGACGGCCAGGCCCACAGCCAGUCCUCCAGCCCAUACAUGGAGCCUGUGCCGCGGAUGGCCAAUGUGGAUAUGGGGAUCGACUCCAUCAUAAAUCGCCCUGGCGUCUAG